AGGUGCCCCUCGGGGAUCCUGCCCACCUGCGGGCGUGGGCGGACUCUGCGGGGCGCUGCCUGGCGUCCCACGGCGAGACCAGCGAGUCCGAGAUAAGGAUGCUUCUCCGGCCGCCGCCUUUCUCGUCCCCGUCCCCAGGCCCCGAUUCCCACCCUCGGUCCUUUGCCUCCGGGGGCCGCAGGCUCCCUCUGCUCCCCAGCCUCCGGCGCUGGAUUGGGAGCCUGGCGGGGGGCACGCGGAGAUCCGAGGUCCUGGCCCAGCCGGUCUUUCCGGAUAGAGUGAUUUUCGUUUAAAGAUUAAUGGUGAGACCGAGCUCUUAAUUAUUCGUCUAGGUGGGAGGUGGCUGGAGAGAAGUGUUAAUAUUUGAUAAGGAGCUAAAGGCGCUUUCAGAGCCGGCAACUUCUCCGUGACCCCACAGCCCUUCACAGAAGACCUGGUCCUGGCCGAUCGACCCUUGGAAUGGUUCUUGGGGUCCACCCCCGCCAAACCUCCCCUCCGAAGUCGGGGCUCCCCCUUGGAGUGGAGUGAGGGGCCCGGGGCCAGGGUCCCCUCGGCGGCAGACGGGAUAGAGUGUGCCACCUCGUGGAAGGGACUUAGCUGGCCGUGUGGGGGACAGGGAAUAUUUUGCAGCAACUCCUAAUUCCCAUUCCCAGAGGGGAAGAACAGCGGGAAAAGGCAGAAUGUUAAAAUACUUGUCGCUUGGACAUUUGAAACCUACUAAGCAGCUUGGAUUUAGUAGAAAGAAUUAUAAUUAACUCGAGUGCAUCGCCGUUGUAUGGUACUGGGUAUGUCACUUAAACAGUCGUCUCACAGUGUAGGGACAGUAAAUUGUCACACCAGAUGUUCUAAAAAUUCCAAUAACAUAAAGGGCGUGUGUGUGCGUGAGCGUGCACACGCGCGUGCUCCUUCGUGUGGCUGGCUCGUGGCAGAUGCCCCUACACGGCGGUUAUGAGGCCCUACCCAUGGUCUGGGGCCAGCUGGAUCUGUUGCCGCUGAGUCUCUCACAAACUCUGCUCCCCCUUUUAAUGACUAAGACCUGUUUUCCUCCACCCAUUCACCCCCGGGUUAGAAAGUGACCCGUUACAGAUGGAAAUCCCUGGAGCAUCUGCUCCUACUGAGAGAGGGGACAGGAGAGGAUACUUGGCCCCCUUCAGAGCCCCAGACCCCCGGCCAGGAGGUGCUGGGACUUUGCCCAGGACGCACAAGGGUUUUGCUGAGCUGGUGUGCAGGAUUGCCCCCCCCCCAGAGCAAGGUCCAAGAGAGGGAGCUUCUUAGUCUUGGAGGAAGGGGGAUGGGGUGGUAGGUCAGUUAAAGGUGGGGCAAUGGUUGGAAUGGGCACAGUUUAGGGGGCAUGGUUUGUGAGUAGCCCCUCUCCUUCCCAGGCCCCCUUGGAAGUGACCUGAGACAGUGGGCUGAAGGUUUUUAUGAAAGAGUACGUGAGUUUGAGCGGAUGGUCCUCUCCCUGAGAGGGAAAACCCCACCCUCUCCCCAGGGACACAGCUCUGCCCGCUGGUCUUGGCCUCCUCACCAGUGUGUUUCCCGGCUCCAGCCUCCCGAAAAGGGUAGUUAGAACACUGUUCAGCCAAACGGGUCAAAAGUCUCUGUGAUUAAGACAGCGGAUCAGAGGUCACCACAGGAGAAGCUGGAGCUGAGCCCUGGAAGAGCACAUUCCUAGGCAAAGCUCCACCUGGAGCAGAUGGGCCCCUGGGAAGUUGAGAGGGGCUCCACCCUUGGGAGCUGGCUCCCAGGACCUGGCUUGAACCGGAAUAGCCUCUCCCUCUCCCAGGGCUCACUGCUGAGGAGAGGCAGGCUCAGCCAUCACCCAUGCACACGGGGAUUGUAACAAGGAACCUCUCGGUGCACACAACUACCAGUCCUCCAUCUGGACCCUUGGGAGCCCUGGGAGUGGUGCUACCUUCUGUCCCUGGUGCUCAGAAAAGCAAAUGACCUCUGCUGCAGAGGUUAAGCAAGAGGCUGAGCAAGGUUGGAAGGCAGGGAACAGACUGCAGCUUCAGCGCUCUGCCCACCUAAGGGGACGGGACUGCCUAGGUGCUGACCGCUGCCUUUGCAGAGUGGACCCAUGUGGGGGUCCCCCGGGACAGCAGCUCCUAGGGGCUGCACCACUUGGACGAAGAUACUGCACCUUUGCCAAAGAGUCACACUGGUGCUAUGAAGUUCAAGCCGAGAACCCUCAAUUCAGCUGCGAGGGGCCUGACCAAUGGGGUGGAGACUGCCAGAAGAGCCACCAGUCACCCAUCAACAUCAUGACCAAUGAGACCAGGCUGGACCACCACCUGGGGGACUUCUCCUUCUCUGGCUAUGACAAGAAGGAAAGGAGGACUGUCCAGAACAAUGGGCACUCAGUAAUGGUGUCACUGGAGUCUGGUGUCGCCAUCAAUGGAGGAGGCCUCACCACACAGUAUCGGGCCACGCAGCUGCACCUGCACUGGUCCGAGAAGGUAGACAAGGGCUCGGAACACAGCCUUAACGGGCAACGCUUUGCCAUGGAGAUGCACAUCGUCCACGAGAAGGGGGCAGGCACAUCAAGCGUCGAGGAAGAGAACCCUAAAGACAAGAUUGCGGUGCUGGCCUUCCUGGUAGAGGAGGGAGAUGAACUCAAUGAAGGCUUCAGGCCCCUGGUGGAGGCCCUGGACCGUAUCCCCAUACCCAAUAUGAGCACCACAAUGGAACCAAGCAGCAUAAUGGACCUGCUGCCCAAGAAGGGGAAACUGAGGCACUACUUCCGCUACCAGGGCUCGCUCACCACACCGGACUGUGAUGAGACCGUUGUCUGGACCGUGUUCAAGGAGCAUAUUCAGCUCCACAAAGACCAGAUCCUGGCAUUCUCCCAGAAGCUGUAUUAUGACAAGGAGCAGAAAAUGAGGAUGACAGACAACGUCAGACCCCUGCAGCAUCUGGGAGACCGUCUGGUGUACACGUCCCGGGCCCCAGGACAGCUACUGCCCUUGCCCCUGCCUGCUCUGCUGGUGCCCACACUCACCUGCCUGGUGGCUGGUGUCCUCCGGUGAUGGCUCAUUCCUGGACAGUGCUCUCUGACCUCAGCCCUCAGAGGCUUGGCUUCCAUUCCUUUUGCUUCUCAGGUUGGACUUUGGGUGAUUAAAAUAUGGGUGUAUUUUUUGAGAAACCUUUCUCAAGUCUGUUUCCCGCAACUGCUUCUGCGCUGUGCCCAUUGCCCGACCCGUUCCAGGGCGGGGGCCUUGAGGCCUGGAGAGCUCUUCUACACAGGCGCUGCCAUGUGUCCUGCGUCUCUGAGGGAAUUCCAUCUCCACCCCACUCCCUUCUGCCCUUGGAGGGCCUAUGUGGUGAAUGCAAGAGGAGCUCCAGCCUAGUCUCUUCAGUUGGGGAAACUGAGGCCCAAGAAGGCGCGGCUGGAUAGAGGCCAUGUACUGGGACCAGGGCAGAGUCCACCACAGCAUUGGCCCAGUGCUUUCUCCUCUGUCCCGGGGGAAGCAGGGGUGUGUGGGGUCCCAUUCAGGCAGGGUGGGAGCUGGGAGUGCAUAUGUUUGCACACACACUUUCUCAGCAUUUAUGUUCCAGGCACUGGAGAUUUGGCAAGGGUGUGGGGAGAGAAGAGAUGGAGCGGGUGGGACAGAGGAAAGUGCCUCCCUCCUGGGGUGCGCAGUCCUGUGGAGAGUCGGACUAUAAAUAAAAGGGACACAGGGACACGUUGUCUGUGACAUCAGAAGGCAGCC
Molecule: messenger RNA, 3713 nt
Organism: Fukomys damarensis (Damara mole-rat)
Lineage: Eukaryota; Metazoa; Chordata; Mammalia; Rodentia; Bathyergidae
Gene: Ca4
Product: carbonic anhydrase 4
Exons: 8
Coding region: 1944-3029 (361 amino acids)
Cellular component (GO): plasma membrane
Molecular function (GO): carbonate dehydratase activity; zinc ion binding
Source: RefSeq, a predicted model, not a curated record